AUGGAGAGUGAGGACUACUUCAAACAACUACGAGCCGAAGUCACCGAACCUUUUUCAGAAGCGAAACUUAAACCAACACCCGAAACGAAAAAAGAGGCGGACGCUGACUCGGAGAAAUUUGCGAAGCUGUUGGAUCGGAUUGAAAUGAAGUUUUUCACACAAAAGGACAUUCCCCCAGACUUCAACGGAUUUUUUUUCACGUUGGUAUACAACGCUAUUCGAGCACUCAGCGACUCGAUUCUUCGAGACCAGAAUUUCCGAAAUGAAUGUAUUGAAAGACUCUUCAAUUUUUUAAAUCGAACGUAUCAACCUGAUUUUUUAGUCAAUGUCUUGAUAUUGGCGAAUAACCUCUUUGAGAAAGGACAAGAAAGAGUCGAACUGAUUGCAGUCAAUUUGAUUGACGAAUUCUUAAUGAAAAAUGUCGAAGAGUUCAAGAAGAUACUCAAAACAGAACAAAAAGCAGACGCGUUUCUGAGUAAUUUGAAUCAACUGAUAAUGGGGAAAUUGUGGCAAUACGUGUCACCGGACUUUAAUCAGAAAAUAGUCAACCAACAAUUCUUCUAUGAGUACGUGUCGAGACCAUGUAAGGCAGAUGUGCUCACAGAAAUAGCGAAAUUACUGUUGAACUUCACCGAUGAAAGAAACGAUUUACUCCGAGGAAACGUGUUUGCUGAUUUGUUGUACAACACCAUGCUCGCACUUGACGAUCCGUUGCCAGUCCAAACUAUGACGAAUUUGAGAAUCAGAAUUCAGUUGUAUAAGGCGUUUUAUAAGUUCGCGGCGGUAUAUAUUCGAGCAUACAAGAUGUCCCCAGACAAAGCGAAAGAAGUCAAAAGAAUGCAUGAAAAGUUUCUGUUGCUCAUGAAUGACUCAUUCAUAUAUCCAAGAGAACUGUUGUUUGAUAAUAUGAAUACUCAAAUUGAUGUGAAUGUCUUGCUUGAAAGCGCAAAGGAUAUACUCAAAAACAUCGACUGCCAACCAAAUUCAAGACUGAUUGUCGUGUUCAAUAGAGCACUGGAGAUCGUCGCGAAGGUCAACAUGCAGAGUUUAACAACACUCAAAAUCAUUUCGAUGUACAAAACGUCCUGGGAAAUUGCACCUUCCCAUCGACUCGGUAUACAUAACUUGAUUCAUCCGAUGAGAUUCAUUAAACAGGUCUUCGAUAAUAUAUGCCAGAACAAGAACGUGUUGAUGGAAGUUAAGAAGCAAAGUGAACUGACGCUGAGAUGUUAUAGACUUGCGACACAACAUCUCACCACAAUCAUUCAGCUCAUUACGAUAUUACCAAACCCAAUGGAAAGUAUCAAACACUUUUUCUGGAACACCACUUCAAGAAACACCCCUCGGAUCAUCGAAAAUGUGUUUGAAUUUUUGAAACUGAUGGUGGACUUACUUCCGACAGUAGUCGAAACUUUUCAACAACCCGCGAGUGGAAACGAAGAAGAGAUGGAGAAACUACUUUUUGACUUUUUUAAACAAUGUAUACACAAUACAAUCAUGGUAGUUUCAUGCGACGACAAGCAGUGCCUCAGUUUUGGAAUCAACAACUCGCCAACACCGGAGCCAAUGAAGAAGAUAUUAAUGCGAAUCCAAGCGAACAACCGCCCGGAGAACGAUAAGCAAAUUGAUGUCAUUAAAAAGAGUGUCAGAUAUUUGAUGAAAAGAGUUAUUGAGUUGCCAACAAACAACGCAUUAAAGGUGUUGUCGUUGUACGAUGAAUUUUUGGUGUUUUUGGACAAGUAUGUCAUGGAAGUCACAUUCUCGACAUUUCUCGAGAUGAUGGAGAAUACCGACAAGAUAGAAGACGUUGCUAUCAUGUUCAAACGAAUAUGUAUGAAGAUCAAGUCGUUUAUAGACCCCGUCAUAUCAAACCAGGUGGCCCUCGGAAGUAGUUUUGACAUUGCAGAUUAUCAACAAACACUGACUCUUAUUGUUGGGAAAUGCUUUAAACAGAUGGUGAAAUACUUGACAGAAGAUGACGAAAUUGAUGUGGAACCAUAUGUCAAUAUACUCGAAGGAUGUUAUCUGCUGUAUCCGCUCGAGGUGGUGUCGUGUCUUGGAGAAAAGACCGUGGAAGUUUUUUCAAAGAUUUAUUUGAACAAUCCAUUCAGCGAAAUUCCGUUCUACUACUUAUCAAAAUACAUCUCUUCACUUAGCGACCCAAAUGAAAUAUACAACUUACCAAACCCACUACUCAGAAUUGCGGAAAUGUGUAUUAAGCUUCCACUCCAUAUGAACAAGUUACUCUCAUUUUUAUAUAUCAGUCUCCCGAUCGCGUCGACGGUGAUUUGCUGUAAAAAAGUUUCGGAGAGUUUCAGAUCGACAGCACACAGAUAUUUAAACAUUGUUUGCUCGAUAUGUCCCCCAGCAGUGUUAUACAAAUUCAUUCCAUCAGUCGACAAUUUGAAGAAAGCACUCGCCGAAAUGAUUGGUUCAAACACGGUUAUGGACUUCCCAAAACAUGACAACAUACAGACGAAACCUCCUUCGAUGUACAUCGAGGAACCAUUCAAAACAUCUCUUAUAUCAGCUUUGGCUUCUCUUGCAGUAUUACCACAUGACACCACACCGAAGAUCCAAAAGCCUGUAUUGUACAAUUUGGAACUCAAAGGGUCUCCAAUCACUUUUGACUUGUUUCCGUUCUGUGAAGAGUACUUGGCGAUGAUUAAGAAGCAACCGGAAAAUGUCAAGAAUAUGAUAGCGGGUCUCAAGUCGAUGAUCAAACACCAACCCCACCCAGCGUUAUUUACAUUGUAUUUCGCAACACUGAACGUGAAAAUUAUCGACGAAAAAAUGGAUGAAAUAGAUAUUUACGACAUUAGAAUUUCAAUGAAGAGGGAAAUGAAAAUGAUGUUCGAGGGGUUUGUCAACUUUUUGGAAGAUGUUGAGACUCUAGAAGAUGAGAAAGGGUUUACAGCAGUGUGUGACGAUGUUUUAAAUUUGGUGAGCGAAACUGGGGGGUUAGAACCGAAUAGGGAGGGGUUGGUAUAUUUCGUGAGUUUGAUUGGAAAGCACGAGCAAGGCUUGUCCUUUGAUUUGCAUGCGGUGGAAUUCAUUCUUAAAUACUCUCUCAAAUACACGGAUUGGCUUUCUGUUGAAAGUCACAUUGUUGUGAGAUAUCUUUUCGAUGUUACACAACGAAUGUAUCACAAUAGAACUAUCAAUCGAAUAUUGGAUUCAUUAUUAAGUCCAACGUCAUUGGACUCUAUCAUACAAACAAUUGAUGACUCACUCCCAAGAUGGUUGCACGAUUUAUUUGUGUCUGUUAUUACUUCAGAUAGUCCAGAAGGUGUUCCUUACAUCAUUGAAUUCUUCAAAAGAAAUUCGCAACAUCCAGAGAUAUCUCUGUUACUGUCAUUUGACAUCGACCCAACGAAUUACAAUUUCAAUGAUAUUUUUGGAUAUCAAUUAUCGAUAUUGGAAUUCAUGGUGGACAAAUUCAAAACACAUCAAGCAUUCAAGUCUAAGGUCGAUACAAUAUUGAAAAUAAAAAUACCACGACAGUACAUCAUUCGACUUGAGACAUUGAUGUUGAAGUGUUGCGAUCAACAAAGAUUCACUCAGUUUGUACGCGAGUGCACACAAAGCAAAGAUGUGAAUAUAUCGAGCCACUUUUGUGCCGUACUUGAAAAGCUUUUUGAAACCAACCCGACGAUGGUUGAAGAAGAACUGAACAAAAUCGACCUCCUCAACAUCGGGAGAUAUAGACACACCAAUUUGUUCAGUUUCAUUUUGCGAAAAGGAAAAGGGCAGUUGAAAGACAAAGUGCAGCAAAUUGUCAGUGAGAGCAUCGAACAAGUUUCAACUGACAUUGUGAACAAAGUACCAGUGCACAAGUUCGUGAGUCAAUUAGACGACUUUUUUGUUCAUAAGUACAAUGCGGAAGGGAUAUGCGGAGUCAUUACAGAGCUUAAAGGAAUGUAUGAGUACAGACACAUUUUAUGUAUUAUCCAGUCACUUAAAAGGGUUUUGAAUUUGAACCCACAACAAAGUGUUGCAACCAUUAUGGCUGAACAAGACAGUGCUCCAAAAAUUUUAUAUCUACUCGCUACAAUGCCCGACCUUGACAUCUUCCCAUUGGUAUUCCAACAUCUCCUCGGCGACCCAAAUUCACUCUGGAAGAAGGACAACGGACCAAUUGCACUUCUUCGUUUCUUUGUGAAGUUUUCACAAAGAAAACAAAUGCCAGACGACAUGAACAACGCGAUUAUUAAUUUGUCGUAUAACACGACUAAACCAAGUGACGAAGUUGUCAUCGAUUACACAAAAAUACUGCUCAACAUCUCGAGAUACCAAAUGAAUAAUCCAGAGCUUCUCCGACAAAUUCUUGUGACACUUGAAACAAGCGAACAAGAAAAAUUCCAAUUCGUGAUGCUCCAUUUUAUUAAAAAUUUCCCGACUGACGUGAAAAACGUGUUUUUGACAAUGCGGGCGAUUAACGAAGCAGUUGAAGGGAGGUGGAGACUGUUGGUUUAUGCGAUGCAAUUUAUUGUUGUUCCUUUGAUUCGAACGCACACAAAAGAGUUUAAUGGGAAUGUGAUGGACGAGUUGAGGAAAAUGCUGAUGGUUGUUCCAAACACACCAAAUGUGACGAUUUUCGAUGAGGUCCAAGGUACACAGCUCCAUGUAUUUAUCGAAGCAGUGUCAAUCAGUCAAGAGUUCCUUGAACCCUUAAGAAGUGUCAUUUUGGAAAACAACUCCUCGCCAACAUCAUUACACAAUGCUUGUUUGAAGUUACAUGCGCAGUUGUUGGUAUACAAACCGGGGUGCGGGUUGUUCUUAGACAAGUUACUCGAAGAGUUGCUUGAACUUCCGAUCAACGAAAUUUAUUUCAACUCGAUUUCAAUUGGCAAUAUCGAGAUUGAAACAAUUCAACACUUCUUCGAGUCGAACAGCGAAGAACAGCAGAAUAUAUGCAAAAUUAUUUUGAGACACAUCAACUCGACGUAUCAAGAGAAUGUCCUUCCAUUCACGUUUCCAGUCAAAUACUUCUAUGUGUUUUACCAACAACGAAGACUUUUUGUGCCGACCAUUUUGAGGUCAAUUGAACACUUUGAAGAGCGGCGUGAAAUGAUUAAAUGCAUUGACUUGAGUGAGUUGAUUAUGAACUGGGAAAGAUUCAGAGUGAACGAGAAAAUGCACCCAUUGAGUGAUACACCGGUGUUGGUGUCUAUCAUGGAGAAAUGCGCAAAUCAGGAACACGACAACGACUCGUUGUUCCAACCGUGUUACAAAGUAGUUGUGAAUAACUUCAAAAUACAAGCGCAGAACAUGUUGGGGUCGAAGCCAAAGACUCUUGUCAACCAAACGAAGCACAACAUGAAACGGUUGACGGAUUGCAUUGACUCUAUUUUGACGAUUUGGGGAAGUGAAGCAAAGAAGCCGCUGAUGUCUUACAACGAAUUGACUGAAUAUGAUCCUUCAGUCGACAAAUCGUUAAUUAAGGAAUUCUUGAUUGCAUGUGCCAGAGCAGAUCCACCAAUUUUGUAUGAAGAAGGAAAGAAGUUUUUGUAUGAAGCGACGCAAGAACAUGAAGAGGAGUAUGUCCCAUUGGUAAAAGGGUAUUUGGUUGAUCCGCGAUUUGACAAUGAAAUGAACAAUUUGCUGACAAAUCGAUUUAUACCGUACGAUUGCUUUGCGUGUGUCAAGGAGUUUGUUGAAAGAAAGAAGAUCAAAGCGACUGCUGUUGUUGGGAAGGUCUCUGAGAAGUAUGUGGCGUACUUAAAACAAAUAACUGGGAACGACGCGUCGAUGUGUCAAACUCCACUUUGCGAACGAUUAAAAUCGAUUUUGGAAAUACUCAUUGGUAUCGACACUGAUGAAGCAAGACGCCAAAUAAUGGUAUUGGGGAGAGAGCUCUUUGACAAAUUGGCCGAGUCAAAAACACAACUCAGUGGAGAAGAGAAGUUGGUGACACAGUACAUGGACGUUCUAAGCAAAUGUGGAAAGCGCGAAGAAAUGGUAUUAAAAGCGAUGUCCAAAUAUUUUACAAAUGCGGAGAGAAAUGUUGUUGAAACGCAGAGGAUCGACUUUUUGGAAAUGAUGAUUGCGGAAGACGACAUGGUGUUGAGUGUUAGAAGUGUUGGUAUGGAGAAUCCAAGCACUGCGACUCGAUACGUCGAAAAGUUUGUGAAACGAUUGAAAGGCACCGAUUUGAUGUCACUGUUUGUUGAAAUUGUGAAUAACAAAAUACCAAACGAGUAUCAUACAGAAAAGUGGGUUGGUGUGUUUGUCAGUGUGUUGUUAAAGAAACUCGAACCGGACAACUUCCUCGGAGACAUUGUUUUGACGAACUUGAAACUUGCAGAACGGCUGUUUGUUGCAAUUGUGAUGAACGUGUCGAGUAACCAAGAAAUAGUGAAAACACUCAAAUUGAUAUAUAACAAGAGAAGGGACAAAAACGAAGUAAUUAUGCUUGAAGUGAUGUGUGAGAAUAACGUGAGUGUCGGGGACUUGUGUUUGUACGACAGUGAUGCGAUGAAAUUCUAUGGGAAAGGCAUCAAAUUUUUGACAGAGAAUUUUGUGAAGUACCAGAAGCCGGAGUUAGUGUCACAACUUUACACGUUUCUUGUGAACAAUCCAGUCGAGAAGUACAAACUACUCGCACCAAUGAUGAAAAAUCAGAGACUCAAAUAUUGUAUGGAACAAUUCCCGACACAUGCGGAGUCGUUGCACAAUAUCACAAAGGAUUUGCUGACGGAGAUGCAAGCAAACAACGACGAAGAAUAUCGAUAUGCAGCCGAGUUAAAGAUAGAUUUGGCACUCAUGUUGAAUUUGUACAGGCCGUUAAUGAAGUAUGGCGAAGCCGCAAUUAAAAUGGCACAAACGGAAGAGGAGAAGCGAAGAAUCAACGACUUGAUGUCGACAUGUUUGUUCAAUUUACCGGAGGAAGGGGAGAAAGAGUACACAAAUGGAAACCCAUGUUUGCAGUGCGUUUAUCAAAUGUGUCAAAAACUCACAAUGGAGCGUGCAGAUAGAACAAAUUUCAACUCCGAAUUCUCACAACUAUUAGUGAGGCUUGUGGAGGUUUUAGAGACCAACAUACGAAAUUGCGAUUUGGACAAUCAAUUUAUGGUCGAAGACAUUUGCACAAUGGCUGUGAUUCUUAAAGAACUCAUCGAAACGCAAUUCUUCAUGCUCUUUUACAACGCCAACGCCAAUUUGAAUCAAACCCUUGACAAAACAGCAACGUAUUCAAUUUUGUUCUGCAGAGAUUUGAACACAAAGGAGUUGUACGUUGUCCGACAGUAUGCGCUGACACACCACAAAAAGACAUUUGAAUAUUUGAGUAACAAGAAGACGUCAAGUGCCGCGUACAACGCACUUAUCCAGAAAUUUGAGAAGCUUGAGAUAUUGAAUCAAAUUGAGUUUGCGCGGUAUCAUCGGCGAAUGCACUUGUUCUCUCCAGCAAUAACGAUUUUAGAAGAUGUCAACAAGAAGUUAGAGAAGAAGCAAGGAGGGGAGAAACAAGGCCUUGAAAAACAGAACGAGGAGAUCAACAAUUUGUUUAUUCGAGUGUUACUUGAGAUGGCACUCAACGCGGACGCAUUGGAGCGUCCAUUACAAAUGGUCAAGAUUAUGCAAACGACUUACGACAAUUACAUCCACCCCGUGAUUGAGUCGAAUGCGAACACAAAGAACAACGAAGAGAUCAAUAUGUUCUUCCAGAUAAUGAAAGUGUUGCAUUACCCAACAAUUGACUGA
Molecule: messenger RNA, 7704 nt
Organism: Entamoeba invadens IP1
Lineage: Eukaryota; Evosea; Mastigamoebida; Endamoebidae
Exons: 1
Coding region: 1-7704 (2567 amino acids)
Source: RefSeq, a predicted model, not a curated record